Zea mays is the source of this 947-nucleotide messenger RNA. RefSeq names its product 60S ribosomal protein L18-3. Bases 97 to 660 code for a protein of 187 amino acids. The record is from RefSeq and is marked validated. NCBI's taxonomy places the organism in Eukaryota, Viridiplantae, Streptophyta, Magnoliopsida, Poales, Poaceae. Gene Ontology annotation, biological process: translation. Gene Ontology annotation, cellular component: cytosolic large ribosomal subunit; ribosome. Gene Ontology annotation, molecular function: RNA binding; structural constituent of ribosome. The transcript has 5 exons.
AUAAAGCUCCUCCAUUGCGCCGCCGCCACUCUCCUUUCGGAGGAGGCGGACCAGGUAAGCAGCAGCAGGAACCCUAGCACCGCCGCAUCCGCAGCCAUGGGUAUCGACCUCGUUGCCGGUGGGAGGAACAAGAAGACCAAGCGCACAGCGCCGAAGUCCGACGAUGUUUAUCUCAAGCUCCUUGUCAAGCUCUACCGUUUCUUGGUCAGGAGGACCAAGAGCAACUUCAAUGCUGUCAUUCUCAAGAGGCUCUUCAUGAGCAAAACCAAUCGCCCACCAAUCUCCAUGCGCCGCCUUGUCAAGUUCAUGGAAGGAAAGGAGAAGAACAUUGCUGUGAUUGUUGGCACAGUCACAGAUGACAAGAGGAUCCAAGAGGUUCCAGCAAUGAAGGUUACUGCCCUGAGGUUCACCGAGACGGCAAGGGCCAGGAUUGUCAAUGCUGGUGGGGAGUGCCUCACAUUUGACCAGCUUGCUCUCCGUGCUCCACUUGGCGAGAACACAGUCCUCUUGAGGGGCCCCAAGAAUGCCCGUGAGGCGGUGAGGCACUUCGGCAAGGCUCCUGGAGUGCCGCACAGCCACACCAAGCCAUAUGUGCGCUCCAAGGGAAGGAAGUUCGAGAAGGCUCGUGGCAGGAGGAACAGCCGUGGGUUCAAGGUUUAAGAAAGUUGUGGGCCAUCAGCAUAGUAAUCACUUCCUACCGAGUAGUAGCACAUUUUGUUGCCUUGGCUUGGAUUUUGAAAGAUAUUUAAGGAUUUUCGUGCCUUGUCUACUGGUUACUGGUUGAGCAAGAAGACAAUGUUCUUUUGCACCUCUUUUUAUUGGUCGGCAUAUUUUGCGCUGUGAUUGGAACUGUGUUGUGUUAUCUGCUGGAUGUACUUACUGCAUCACCUAGAAAGGUGGCUUGGGCCAUUUGGAAUCAUAAAACGAAAGUUGCUCGCUUCAAGCUA